Messenger RNA from Arabidopsis lyrata subsp. lyrata, 1478 nucleotides. Its product is annotated as nudix hydrolase 23, chloroplastic. The record is from RefSeq and is a predicted model, not a curated record. Gene Ontology annotation, molecular function: hydrolase activity. The transcript has 8 exons. Bases 278 to 1129 code for a protein of 283 amino acids. NCBI's taxonomy places the organism in Eukaryota, Viridiplantae, Streptophyta, Magnoliopsida, Brassicales, Brassicaceae.
UACAACUGAUCAUGUGACUCUAUAUCACUCACUCAGCUCUGCUUUUGUGUCUGAACCGGUUAAUUUGGUCAAAUUAAACCGGUUUUUGGGUUUUAACAAGUAAAACCAGUUAUACCGGACCUUUGGCUAAGUUAAAGAGUCAUUUCAUAUCUGAUAAUAAUCUCCUCAAAUGUCAAAUUUUUACGAAAUUGAUUGGCCAUCGAGAGAGAAGCUUCAUUGACAAAAAGAGGCCUAUUGCCGGAAUUGAAGAAAUUCCGGUGACAUUCCGGUGCGUAUAAUGCUCAAAGCCGUUCAGAUCUUGGGUUGGUCAUCAGGGUUAACCAUCUCACAGAGAUUGACCAAGACUCGCAAGUCCUCUAGCGUCUCUUUCAUAUCUACAUCUCUCAAUCUCUCCACUUUCUCCUCUGUCACUUCGAUCUCUCCUCGAAAAAUCUUCUCUUUUAACCCAACUCGAAUGUCUUCCUCACUUCCCGGGUCUGACCCAGUUGCAAAUUCUCCGACUUUCGUCUCUGUUCAAUCAGCUGGAGAUGUUCGUAAGAUAAAGUUCUGUCAAUGGUGUGGAGGACCAACCAAGCAUGAGAUACCUGCCGGUGAAGAGAAAUUGAGAGCUAUUUGCACACAUUGCGGCAAAAUCGCAUAUCAGAAUCCUAAGAUGGUUGUAGGUUGCCUUAUCGAGCAUGAAGAAAAAGUUUUACUUUGCAAGCGUAACAUUCAACCUUCACAUGGUUUAUGGACUCUUCCUGCUGGCUAUCUAGAAGUUGGAGAGUCAGCUGCACAAGGAGCAAUGAGGGAAACUUGGGAAGAAGCAGGAGCCUCUGUGGAAGUUAUUUCACCUUUUGCGCAACUCGAUAUUCCUCUUAUUGGCCAAACGUAUGUUAUAUUCUUAGCCAAACUGAAGAACCCGCAUUUCGCGCCUGGUCCCGAAUCAUUGGAGUGUCGUCUUUUUGCACUAGAUGAGAUACCGUUUGAUUCCUUGGCUUUUUCAUCUAUAUAUGUUACCUUAAAUUUGUACUUGGAAGACCUGAAAAAGGGGAAACUAAAGUUUCACUAUGGUACGAUAAAUAAAAGGCCUGGAAGUAGUCCUUCAGAUAUUCGUGCCUUUAGUCUUGAUUACCAUCUGCAGCCGUGACUCGAGUUUACAGAAGCAGCUUCUGGAUUUGCUUGGUUCUCCAUGUCGAGUCUUGUCAUUUCGCAACUCGUUGUUACGAAAAGAAAAGGAAAGAUGAAGUUGCUUAUGUGAGAGAUUCCGUGGAAAGAUGAGAAACAACACCGAAGAAGAUAAUUUGGACAGACUUUCGUUUUGUAUUUGUGGUGGAGAAAUAGGUUUGGAUGACUUUUAGGUAUCUCAUGUCAGAUGUUAUGGCUAAACAAUGUAUCUUUUCUGGUUUCAGUUGCCUCAAAUGUAAAAAGAAAAAUUCAGGUGUGGAUGCAACACAUUUUGAUCAAUCUUUGUGUAAUUAAGUCACGUGUUACUGUUA